UAACAACAAAACAAACCUCUCUGUCUCUUCCAGGUCUCUGGAUGGACGGUUACAGGUGUCCCACAGGAAGGGCCUCCCCCACGUCAUCUACUGCCGUCUGUGGCGCUGGCCCGACCUGCAGUCCCACCACGAGCUGCGGGCCGUGGAGCUCUGUGAGUACGCCUUCCACACCAAGAAGGAUGAGGUGUGUGUCAACCCAUACCACUACCAGAGGGUGGAGACGCCAGUGCUGCCUCCUGUGCUGGUUCCCAGACACACAGACAUCCCCAGUGAGUUUCCUCCUCUGGACGACUACAGCCACUCCAUCCCAGAGAACACCAACUUCCCCGCCGGCAUCGAGCCACAGAGCAACUACAUACCAGAGACUCCUCCACCUGGCUAUCUCAGUGAAGAUGGAGAGACCAGUGAUCACCUGAUGAACCACAGCAUGGACACCAGUUCACCCAACCUGUCACCAAACCCAGUGUCUCCAACACACAGCAAUUUAGACCUACAGCCUGUGAUGUACUGUGAACCAGCCUUCUGGUGUUCUAUCUCCUACUACGAGCUGAACCAGCGGGUGGGUGAGACCUUCCACGCCUCCCAGCCGUCCCUCACCGUGGACGGCUUCACCGACCCCUCCAACUCAGAGCGCUUCUGCCUGGGCCUCCUCUCCAACGUCAACCGGAACGCCGCUGUGGAGCUGACACGCAGACACAUCGGCAGAGGGGUGCGUUUGUACUAUAUUGGAGGAGAGGUGUUUGCAGAGUGCCUCAGCGACAGUGCCAUCUUCGUCCAGAGUCCCAACUGUAACCAGCGUUAUGGCUGGCACCCCGCCACGGUCUGCAAGAUCCCCCCAGGCUGCAACCUGAAGAUCUUCAACAACCAGGAGUUUGCUGCCCUGCUGGCCCAGUCGGUGAACCAGGGCUUCGAGGCUGUCUACCAGCUCACCAGGAUGUGCACCAUCCGCAUGAGCUUCGUCAAGGGCUGGGGAGCAGAGUACAGGUAACGCACAGUCCACAGCGGCCUGCACGCUCUCAUUAAGGUUUCAUGUAUUAAACAAGAGUCAACCCUGUCAGGAGUCGAUACCAUGCUCCUACCUGAUUAGCUGACUAGUUGAUUCAGGUGAGACGGUACAGGAAUGGAGAAACUGUGGGAUGGCUGAGGG
Messenger RNA from Salmo salar (Atlantic salmon), 1147 nucleotides. Lineage: Eukaryota; Metazoa; Chordata; Actinopteri; Salmoniformes; Salmonidae. The record is from RefSeq and is a predicted model, not a curated record.